Molecule: messenger RNA, 2580 nt
Organism: Centropristis striata (black sea bass)
Lineage: Eukaryota; Metazoa; Chordata; Actinopteri; Perciformes; Serranidae
Gene: kars1
Product: lysyl-tRNA synthetase 1
Exons: 15
Coding region: 160-1989 (609 amino acids)
Biological process (GO): diadenosine tetraphosphate biosynthetic process; positive regulation of macrophage activation; basophil activation involved in immune response
Cellular component (GO): cytoplasm; cytosol; aminoacyl-tRNA synthetase multienzyme complex
Molecular function (GO): ATP binding; tRNA binding; lysine-tRNA ligase activity
Source: RefSeq, a predicted model, not a curated record
CGACAGUCACCCAAACGCACCAUCAACUUCUCGCGUUUUCGCGGCGCGUUUUCGCGGCAGUUGAUCUUUCUGAGCGCCGCAGCGACAACAUGGCCGACGUGACAGCGGUGGACGGAGACAAACUCAGCAAAAAGUGUGUCGGCUGACUGGUAGCUCAGCAUGCUGAGUCUGGUCAGGGCAGCCAGGCAGCAGCUGUGCCGAGGGCCCUUUGGGCUCCGGGGACACUGGUUAAAAUGUGGCCCCCCAUGUACAGCUGCAGCCCCAGAUCCUCAGAUUUACGGGGUCCGUUGGAGAGGUGACAAAAGUGAGCUGAAGAGACGAAUGAAAGCCGACAAGAAGGCGGCGGAGAAAGAAGCCAAAGUCAAAGAGCUGGUGGAGCAGAAGAAGGAGGCCAACGACCAGAACGCCUGCGGGCUGGACGAGGAGACGCUCGACCCAAACCAAUACUACAAGAUCCGGACCCAGGCGAUCCAGGACCUGAAGGGGACCGAGCAGGACCCGUACCCUCACAAGUACCAUGUGGACCUGUCACUAACAGACUUCAUAGAGAAAUAUAAUGACCUGCAGCCAGGAGACCAGCUGACUGAUGUGGUUCUCAACGUGUCGGGUCGUGUCCACGCUAAGAGGGUUUCUGGUGCCAAGCUGCUUUUCUACGACCUGCGAGGUGAAGGCGUCAAGCUGCAAGUCAUGGCCAACUCCAGGAACUACAAGUCGGAGGAAGCCUUCGUGGCGAUCAACAACAAACUGCGGCGCGGUGACAUCAUCGGUGUCCGUGGUAACCCCGGGAAGACUAAGAAGGGCGAGCUGAGCAUCAUCCCCGUGGAGAUGACUCUGCUGUCUCCAUGUCUGCACAUGCUGCCUCACCUCCACUUCGGCCUCAAAGACAAGGAAACUCGAUUCCGCCAGCGAUACUUGGAUCUGAUCCUCAACGACUACGUGAGGCAAAAGUUCAUCACUCGCUCCAAAAUCAUCACAUACCUGCGCAGCUUCCUGGACCAGAUGGGAUUCCUGGAGAUUGAGACUCCGAUGAUGAACAUCAUCCCUGGAGGAGCCGUGGCUCGUCCCUUCGUUACCUACCACAACGAGCUGGACAUGAACCUCUACAUGAGGAUCGCUCCGGAGCUCUACCACAAGAUGCUGGUGGUCGGUGGGAUGGACAGAGUUUAUGAGAUCGGUCGUCAGUUCAGGAACGAAGGCAUCGAUCUGACCCAUAACCCAGAGUUCACCACCUGUGAGUUCUACAUGGCCUACGCAGACUACAGCGACCUGAUGGACAUCACAGAGAAACUCCUCUCAGGAAUGGUGAAGCAUGUGACUGGAGGUUAUAAGGUGACGUACCACCCUGAUGGUCCCGAGGGUCCGGCCCAGGAGAUCGACUUCACUCCUCCGUUCAGGAGAGUGAGCAUGACUCACGACCUGGAGAAGAUCAUGGGCGUCAAGUUCCCUCCCAGCGACAGCUACGACAGCGACGAGACGCGUAAAUUCUUUGACGAGUUGUGUGCAAAGAAAGGAGUUGAGUGUCCUCCACCCAGAACCACCGCCCGCCUCCUCGACAAGCUGGUUGGAGAUUUCCUGGAGGUGACGUGUAUCAACCCCACCUUCAUCUGUGACCACCCUCAGAUCAUGAGCCCCUUAGCAAAAUGGCACAGAUCAGAGAAAGGCCUGACGGAGCGCUUCGAGCUCUUUGUGAUGAAGAAGGAGAUCUGCAACGCUUACACUGAGUUGAAUGAUCCGAUCCGACAAAGGGAGCUCUUCGAGCAGCAAGCCCUGGCCAAAGCUGAGGGAGAUGAUGAAGCCAUGUUCAUUGAUGAGACCUUCUGCACAGCUCUUGAAUACGGCCUGCCGCCCACCGCCGGCUGGGGGAUGGGCAUCGACCGCCUCACCAUGUUCCUCACCGACUCCAACAACAUCAAGGAGGUGUUGCUGUUUCCAGCCAUGAAGCCUGACGACAACAAGACGUCGGCGCCCACAGAAGGAACCUCCGUCUAACGACGCCACGUCUGACCUGUCCCCUCAGAUCUGUGCAGGCGUCCGUAUGGAAAAGAAGCCGUUACCUCACUGUGGUCACCAGUGGAGCCUGCAGCUUUUCUGUUUUAUCAAUGUUGGUCUGUCAUGGAGGGAAAUCACCAGUUUAAACAGUAAAACAAUGACGAAUGCUUCUUUUUUUUUUUGUAUUUCUUACACUUUUGCGCUCAUAUUUGCUGCGUCCUCCUUGUUUGACUCUACGGGGACAUUUUAAUCCUCAUUGUUUGUCAUCCAGACAGUAAACGGAUGGUUUUGAUCAGGAAGUCAUUCAUGUGUUGAUCUGCUGUUGUUGUAUGCAAACUUGGAUAAUAUUUUUGAAUAUACUUUGAGAUACUUGAAGGGGUUUUUGAUUCUGACAACCAAAUAUAAAGCAGAGACACAACACAACGAAGCCUGAGCACCUCUGAUAUUUUAAGUAUAUUCAUCUGUUUUAUCAGGUCCUCCUUGUAUUUCCUGUCUGAGGUUUUUCAAGCUAUUACUCCACAUAUUCAAUAUUCUCCUGCCAGGAAGAUUAAAAAGGGUAUGUCUGAAUAAAGUGACUAUGAAUCAACGCUG